CCGAGAGGGGCCGCGGCCGCCGCGCCGGGAGCCGCCGCGGUUCCGAGCGGGGCCCAACAUGGCGGAGCGGGAGGUGGAGACCGGCCCCCGAAAGAGGUUUGAACAGAAAAGUGAUGCAGUUUUUGAUGAAAUUGUAGAGAAUUGUGGUGUCAUGGAUACAGAAAUGUCUGAAGACACAGACCACAACUUAACUCCUACCCUUGCCAGCAUGUCUUAUGGAAUGCCGAAUCAAACAGGAUCUGAAAAUUCAUUGCUGGACGAAGAUGAUUAUUUUUUGAGCUCUGGGGAUCUUGCAGGAAUUCCAGUCGUUAGUAGUGACAAUGAGGAUGAACAGGAUUUUAGUUCAAAGGACAAUCUGGUUUCUUCAAUUCAUACUGAUGAUAGUUUGGAAGUAGAGAGAAGAGCCUCUCAUCAUGAAUCAGACAAUGAAAACGAAAUGCAAAUUCAAAAUAAAUUAAAAAAAGACUUUCCUAAACAGUUUGAUCAGGUUUCUGUCUUUAAAUCAAUACGGAAAGAUUUUUGUUUAGUAAGAGAAAACAGCAAAGAGACAUUUUCUGGAAAGGAGAAAAAUAGAGACUUAACUUAUCAUGAACGUGAAAAACGGUUGGAUAAACCCCAUAAAGGUUUGGAUUCAAGGUUGAAAAGCAGUUUUUUUGAUAAAGCAGCUAAUCAAGUUGAAGAAACAUUACAUACUCAUUUACCACAAACCCCAGAAACAAACUUUAGGGAUUCCAGCUAUCCAUUUGCCAAUAAAGAAUCCAUUGGUUCGGAACUGGGAAAUUCCUUUGCGUCAAAUAUUAGAAUUAAAGAAGAACCUUUGGAUGAUGAGUAUGACAAAGCAGUGGCGCCUCAGCAGGGACUACUAGACAGAGUUAAAGAUGAACCUGAAAAUGCUCAAGAAUAUAGUCAUGGCCAACAGCAAAAAACUCCAGAGGGGGAACUGAAAAUUAGUGCUGUGUUUUCAGUCAGUGGCAGUCCUCUUGCUCCACAGUUGACUACUGGCUUUCAGCCUUCUCUGGCAUCACCUGGCAUGAAUAAAAUGCUUCCUUCAGUUCCAGCCACAGCUGUUCGAGUUUCCUGUUCCGGUUGUAAAAAAAUCCUCCAGAAGGGGCAGACUGCUUAUCAGAGGAAAGGGUCUACUCAGCUCUUCUGCUCUACACUGUGCCUCACUGGAUACACAGUUCCACCUGCCCGCCUGCCACUUCCUCUUACCAAGAAGACUUGUUCAAGUUGCUCAAAAGACAUUUUAAAUCCAAAGGAUGUGAUCAGUGCGCAGUUUGAAAAUAGUACCACCAGUAAGGAUUUUUGCAGUCAGUCAUGCUUGUCAACAUAUGAACUGAAAAAAAAACCCAUUGUUACCAUAAAUACAAAUAGCAUUUCAACCAAAUGCAGCAUGUGUCAGAAGAACGCUGUUAUUCGACAUGAAGUUAAUUACCAGAACGUGGUCCAUAAACUCUGCAGUGAUGCCUGCUUCUCUAAAUUUCGCUCUGCUAACAACCUGACUAUGAACUGUUGUGAGAACUGUGGUGGUUACUGUUACAGUGGCUCUGGACAGUGCCAUGUGCUUCAGAUUGAGGGACAGUCUAAGAAGUUUUGUAGCUCAAUGUGUGUCACCUCAUACAAGCAGAAAUCAGCCAAAAUAACACCAUGUGCGCUUUGCAAAUCAUUGAGAUCCUCAGCAGAAAUGAUUGAGAAUACCAAUAGCUUGGGGAAGACAGAACUUUUCUGUUCUGUUAAUUGCUUAUCUGCUUACAGAGUUAAAAUGGUUACUUCUGCAGGUGUACAAGUUCAGUGUAACAGUUGUAAAACCUCAGCAAUCCCUCAGUAUCAUCUAGCCAUGUCAGAUGGAAGUAUACGCAACUUCUGCAGCUACAGUUGUGUGGUAGCUUUCCAGAAUUUGUUCAACAAACCAACUGGAAUGAAUUCUUCAGUAGUGCCCUUGUCUCAGGGCCAAGUAAUUGUGAGCAUCCCUACAGGUUCAGCAGGUUCUGCAGGUGGAGGGAAUACUCCUGCCGUGUCCCCCACCUCCAUCAACAGCUCUGCUGCAGCUGGUCUCCAGCGGCUUGCUGCCCAGUCCCAGCAUGUUGGGUUUGCACGAAGUGUGGUAAAGCUUAGGUGUCAACACUGUAAUCGUCUUUUUGCCACAAAACCAGAGCUUCUUGACUACAAGGGUAGAAUGUUUCAGUUCUGUGGCAAGAAUUGUUCUGAUGAAUAUAAGAAAAUUAAUAAUGUAAUGGCAAUGUGUGAAUAUUGUAAAAUUGAGAAAAUUAUAAAGGAGACUGUGCGAUUCUCAGGUGCUGACAAGUCAUUUUGUAGUGAAGGUUGCAAAUUGCUUUAUAAACAUGACUUGGGGAAACGCUGGGGAAGUCACUGUAAAAUGUGCAGUUACUGUUUACAGACAUCUCCCAAACUGAUACAGAAUAAUUUGGGUGGAAAGGUGGAAGACUUCUGUUGUGAAGAAUGCAUGUCGAAGUAUACAGUUUUGUUUUAUCAGAUUGAGACUGAGACAAGUAUUUCCAUGGUUCAAGCUGCAUCUGCAGGGCCCCCAUCACUUAGAAAAGAUUCAACUCCAGUUAUUGCUAAUGUGGUAUCUUUGGCAAGUGCUCCUGCUGCUCAGCCCACAGCAAAUGCCAACAGCGUCUUACAAGGUGCAGUUCCAGCAGUAACAGCGAAAAUCAUUGGGGAUGCAAGUACUCAAACAGAUGCCCUGAAACUUCCACCUUCCCAACCUCCAAGGCUUUUGAAAAACAAGGCUUUAUUGUGCAAACCCAUCACACAGACGAAAGCCACUUCAUGUAAACCACAUACUCAAAACAAAGAAUGCCAGACGGAAGAUACUCCAAGUGAGCCCCAGGUUAUGGUGGUACCAGUCCCUGUGCCAGUGUUUGUUCCUAUACCUCUUCAUCUUUAUACUCAGUAUACUCCUGUCCCCUUUGGGAUUCCAGUUCCUUUGCCUGUUCCCAUGCUUAUUCCAUCCUCUGUGGAUAAUGAAGAUAAAGCUACUGAGAGUAUUGAAGACAUUAAAGAAAAGCUUCCAACACAUCCAUUUGAAGCCGAUCUCCUUGAGAUGGCAGAAAUGAUUGCAGAGGAUGAAGAGAAGGAGAAGAGUCUAUCCCAAGGAGAAUCUCAAACUUCUGAACAAGAACUCUUUCUAGAUACCAAGAUAUUUGAAAAAGACCAAGGAAGCACAUAUAGUGGUGAUCUUGAAUCAGAGGCAGUUUCAACGCCGCAUAGCUGGGAGGAAGAGCUGAAUCAUUAUGCCUUAAAGUCAAAUGCUGUGCAAGAAGCUGAUUCAGAACUGAAACAGUUCUCCAAAGGGGAAACAGAACAAGAUCUGGAGGCAGAUUUUCCUUCAGAAUCCUUUGACCCACUUAAUAAAGGGCAGGGAAUCCAGGCACGUUCCCGAACAAGGAGGAGACACAGAGAUGGCUUCCCCCAGCCCAGGCGAAGAGGAAGGAAGAAGUCUGUAGUGCCUGUGGAGCCUAGGAGUCUUAUUCAAGGAGCCUUGCAAGGUUGUUCAGUGUCUGGAAUGACACUGAAGUAUAUGUAUGGGGUGAAUGCCUGGAAGAAUUGGGUCCAAUGGAAAAAUGCCAAGGAAGAACAAGGAGAUCUGAAAUGCGGGGGAGGUGAACAUGCCUCUCCUAGUCCGUGUUCUGAUGCCUUAGGAAGUGUUCAAGACCAGGUACUCUCUCAAGAAUCCUCAGAACAAGGUUGUAAAGUCCGCUCUAUGAAGCUGAAAGAAGAUAUUCUGUCCUGCACUUUUGCUGAGUUGAGUUUGGGAUUAUGCCAGUUUAUCCAAGAGGUGCGGAGACCAAAUGGUGAAAAAUAUGACCCAGACAGUAUCUUAUACUUGUGCCUUGGAAUUCAGCAGUACCUGUUUGAAAAUGGUAGAAUAGAUAACAUUUUUACGGAGCCCUAUUCCAGAUUUAUGAUUGAACUUACCAAACUCUUGAAAAUAUGGGAGCCUACAAUACUUCCUAAUGGUUACAUGUUCUCUCGCAUUGAAGAAGAGCAUUUGUGGGAAUGCAAACAGCUGGGUGCUUAUUCGCCAAUUGUCCUGUUAAACACCCUCCUUUUUUUCAAUACCAAAUACUUCCAACUAAAGAAUGUUACUGAGCACUUGAAGCUUUCUUUUGCUCACGUGAUGAGACGGACCAGGACUCUGAAGUACAGCACCAAGAUGACAUACCUGAGAUUCUUCCCACCUUCACAGAAGCAAGAGUCAGAGCCAGAUAAACUAACAAUUGGCAAGAGGAAACGAAAUGAAGAUGACGAGGCUCCAGUGGGUGUGGAGAUGGCAGAGAAUACUGACAACCCACUGAGAUGUCCUGUUCGACUUUAUGAAUUUUACCUGUCAAAAUGUUCUGAAAGUGUGAAGCAGAGGAAUGAUGUGUUCUACCUUCAGCCCGAGCGCUCCUGUGUUCCCAAUAGCCCCAUGUGGUACUCCACAUUCCCAAUAGACCCUGGAACCCUGGACACCAUGUUGACGCGCAUUCUCAUGGUGAGGGAGGUCCAUGAAGAACUUGCCAAAGCCAAAUCUGAAGAUUCUGAUGUUGAAUUAUCAGAUUAAGAAGGAGUAAAGUUCCUGUUUUCAUGCUCUUUGGUGUGCACCAAGCUGUGAAUGCACUCAGCUGUCCGGAAGAUGUAUAGCCCAAGUCCUCUUGACUCGCUUGUGAGGCGUGAAGAACAGGCAGCUCCUGAGCCACAGUGUGGCUGCAAGUGAAACCCGAAGGGAGGAGUGUGAAUGAUUGGCAGGGAGAGAGUUCGUAGACAUCUUCGAAUGACUAACCAGUUUCUGAGUGGUGCGUAAUCUUAUUUUGUUUGGGAAUAAGAAAUUAUGGAAUAUUUUUAAGGAAAACUGUUGUAUAAAAUUCUACUAUAGUAACCUUAGUUAGAAAGGGAUAGCUUUGGAGUGAGACCCUGGCUGCAGUAGGCUGUUUGAGCAAGUUGUCCAUGAGUCAGGAGGGAAAUCAGUACAGAGCUGAGACUGACAUCAGAUAAGGACACUGGGACUCAGCCUUGAAGAUCCAAUAAAAAUACUCAUGUUUUUGUAAAAAGACAGUGGUCUUGAUUGAUUUACACUGCCAACCCACUUAUGUGAAGGAUAGAAGCCUUUGGUACUUUGACUGAAGGCCCCUCACAUGGGGAAACGCCCUCCACUGCUGUUAGUGUGCCCCUUUUUAUUUUGGUCUUACCUUCUCAGAUGUGGGUGAUUGAAGGUAAAAGGAUAAUAGUCCCACAAGCUGAUUAUGUACACAGAAAAUCUGUGGAGCCCGUUAGACUCUGGGUGUCUUGAACUGUUUAUAGAAAGCCCACUAACAGCCUCCUUCUGGGUGCACACUGUUAUUGCUGCUGUCUCAUAGCCUCAGCUCUGCUGCACAGAAGUGGAGGCUCCUUUUCUUCCCAAUUUUCCCCCAAUGGCAGCUUUUCUUCCAUUGUUUUACUUUCUUGUUUCCAAGUGACUCUUGUCCUUUGCACCAGCUUCUGGAGGCCCUUGUCAUUUCAAAUGGAAUAAUCUGUCUCCACAGUUCUGACAAACGUGGGAGGUCCCACAAAGACACAGUAUUACGUAGCUAUCUGAAUUAAGGUAGGGAAGGUCGUAGUAAACAUUUGAAAGUUGACCUUGUUGCCCUAAGGACUUGAAAGUUAGGGAUGCUGGGGUUAGAGUACAAGUACAUAUCCAUCAGCAGCGUUAUUCCAGAGUCUAGCUGUCUUAGUUCUGUGAGGAUGGCAGGGCAAAGGUGUGUGUGACAGUAUCAGACUCCAUUCUCAGUUUCUUCCCUACAAAAUUUUGAAUCAAGCUUUUAAUAAUGUUGGCUAAUUACUGAGCUUCUUUAAUUGAAGUUAAUUUGAGUUUACAGCGGAACUGAGAAGUCGUAAGCUUCAUCUGAAGUGAAAGACUUCAGUGUGGUCCCAUAUAUUAGGUGGGGGUAGCAAGUUUUGUUUUCUUUUUUUUAAACAAAUAAGUCAUUUAAAUUCAACAGAAUUUUAAAUGGGCCUUUUGACAUUGUGUACUUGGUGGUUCUGUCCUCUGCCUGUAACGAAUCUCCUUUUUGUUACUAAGAACUGUGUGGAAGAAGUAAAUCUGCCCCAGUCUGUAUGGCUAAUUCCAUCUGUGUUUGUCAUUUUUGAUGGGAAACUGCUUCCUUCCAGACCUUGUUUGAUUGGAGGGAAAGCAGUUCACCUGUCUGAUAAGUCACCAAUAAACCAUCCAGAAACACCAGGUGUCCAGUCCCGGUGUAUCAGUUAUGAUUUGUGUAAACACUAACAUUUCCCAUCUAUAGUUGUAUGCAAAACAAAUAUUGUUAGCUUAGUAGAUAAAUUGUUAUGAAAUACCAGAGAGAAAAAAAUGUAUUUUAAGAGAACAACCAGUACCCAGAUAAACAACUGUAUCAGGGCUUCAGCUGCAUGUUAGUGCAGGGGCUUCAGACCCUAAACUACUUUCAAACUGGUUGAUCAUCAGUCAUUCCUCAUAAAUGUAGCUGUUUGUUGCGUCAGAUUACUUACUUUUUGUUAAAAUUAUGUAGAAAUCACACUCCCCCCCCCCAGGAGGGUGAGAAAAAAACACCAACAAAUAGAACCUGAACUUGUCCUAUCCUGCUGUUCCUUAGUCUUUAUUUGUCUUUGGAUUUUCCUUCUGCAGGAACCACAGCACUAUUCCCAUAGAAUAAAAUAGUAUAU
This is a messenger RNA of Microtus ochrogaster (prairie vole), 6681 nucleotides long. RefSeq names its product zinc finger MYM-type containing 4 (gene Zmym4). Gene Ontology annotation, molecular function: zinc ion binding. The record is from RefSeq and is a predicted model, not a curated record. The transcript has 30 exons. Bases 59 to 4570 code for a protein of 1503 amino acids. Lineage: Eukaryota; Metazoa; Chordata; Mammalia; Rodentia; Cricetidae.